GUCCUGCUGCUCGCCCUUUGAUCGAAGCCAGAAACAAGGUUGUAGUCCGUUUUCAGGUGCUCUUUCACUAGAAAAUCAAGCACAAUGGAAGGUGAUCAUGCCAACAACUUGAACAACCACAUCAACGGAGCGCUCAACCUUGAAGGAUCCAACACUGCUGAUGACACUGAUUUUCAGCAAAAUGUUCCUGCCAACAACGAUAAGAUUGCCAAUGAAGACUUGACCGAGGUUGCUGAUGACUAUGAACAUCCUCAAGAAGGCUUGGCUUUACGCCUUGCUCGUGAUGGCUCUACAGUUGCUUCCUUUUCAAGCACCAUCGAGGUUGGAGAUUCAUCCUCGGGCGAUGAAUGGGCCAUAGCUUCCAUAAGUAUGGCUCCGCCAGAGGGAGAAUCGGAAGGGAUCUCCACUGGCGAAUCAGCAUCAUCAAUAUCGGCUGUAAACCAAGCCAGUGGACAGGCAGAAAGCAGAACCCUAUUGGGAGUACAAGAUUCUUCCCCAGCACCGGAAGCUGCUAUUGGACUGUUAGACUUGAACCCCUCUGAUGAAAUUGGGGGACGUAACCGCAUGAUGGUGCCUAAUCCAAUAGAGUAUCAUCAACAUGAGUCCCUUGCGCCUCCGCAGUACUCGGAUAUCCUAGGGAGUCUCUCCCAUCCCCAGGUGCAACCUGUACUACCUCCCUCGUUAGAGAAUGGCAGCCCCUCCUUAAUGGAAAGCCAUAGCUAUGUCAUCGCACUCCCUGCUCCAACUUCCUCCCUUGUUGGUGGACCAUCGGUACGCAGGUCCUCCCUCACUCCCCAACAUGCAAACCAUUGGAGAAGAGGACCGAGCAACACUAUUACAAGGAUGGAAACUCAACCUUCUUUUGCCUCCUUGACAUCUUCAGUUCCUAUGACUCCUGCUGAGUUUUCCGAGUUUUCCAUGGCGUACAUAAGUGAGAGGUAUGAGCAAGAGCUCGCAAACGGGAUGACAGAUGAGGAGGCUCGCUACUUCUUUAAUGAUGACAUUGAUGAAAACGAGGAAGUAGAAGGAGGACAGUCUAUUGAAGAAGAAGUUGCUGGAGGAGAAGAGGUUGCAGAGCCGACGACAGAGAGACAAAUGGAACUGGUCAACCGGUACAAUAGGAUUUUCCGGACAGUCGAGCUCCCGACCCCUGAUUAUGAUCCUACUGUGAGAGCCCGACUCGUCUCCGAGGUUAAUAUUGCCAUCGCAGAAGCAUACAGAACUGGUUCUCUCCGUGCCGAGGAUAUUCGGUCCAUUCAAACUCCGAUGUUAGUUCGUGUUCCAGGAGAGGCGCCUGAUGCACAUGCAACUUUGCAUUUCAAUGCGGACAACAUGUCUUAUGAGGUAAAAGACCCAGAGGCGUUUCUCUGGCCAGUUGCGUCCGACAUUAAUUUCAUGGAUUAUUGCACUAGUAAGUAA
Punica granatum (pomegranate) is the source of this 1419-nucleotide messenger RNA. Lineage: Eukaryota; Viridiplantae; Streptophyta; Magnoliopsida; Myrtales; Lythraceae. The record is from RefSeq and is a predicted model, not a curated record.